Salvelinus sp. IW2-2015 is the source of this 2103-nucleotide messenger RNA. Its product is annotated as B-cell receptor CD22-like. NCBI's taxonomy places the organism in Eukaryota, Metazoa, Chordata, Actinopteri, Salmoniformes, Salmonidae. The record is from RefSeq and is a predicted model, not a curated record.
UGGGUUUCUUUAAUGGUUCUUUAGUUGCCCUGUGAUGUGUGACUGUGUUGCAGUGGUACUGGGUCAGAAUGGCUGGAGGGUGACUUACAACCCUCAGAAUAUCUGUACCUUGAAGAGGUCAACAGUGAAUCUGACCUGCUCUUACACAUAUCCCAGAGGUCAUACAGUCACAGAGACAUCAUGGUUCUAUAGAUGGUCUGUUGUGAAACCUCAGAAUGAUGAUCGUGUGGAAUACUAUGGGGACAGAGUGAACGACUGCACCCUGAGAAUCACAGACCUGAGAGAGAGCGACUCAGCUGAGUACUGGUUCACAUUCGAGACUCAGAUCAUACAAGGUCAUGUUUUUCAAAGUGUGAGAAGUGAGAGCUAUUCUGGCAGUCCUGGAGUCAGGCUGUCCGUCACAGGCCUGAAGCCAACAUUUCAAACUAUAGUGACAGAGGGACAGCCUGUGACACUGACCUGUAGCACCACCUGUACUCUGACUGACAACCCCAACCCCACCUACAUCUGGAACAAGAACAGACAACGUCUCACAAACCCAAAGACCAAAAAUAACUACUUGUACCUAGACCCAGUCAGCAGUGAGGAUACAGGCAGAUACUCCUGUGCUGUAAACGGCCAUGAGAAUCUCCCCUCUGCUGAAGAGACUCUCACUGUCAGAUAUGGCCCAAAGAGAGUGUCAGUAUCAGUCAGUCCUUCUGGUGAACUAGUGGAGGGCAGUUCAGUGACUCUGACCUGCAGCAGUGAUGCCAACCCACCUGUGGACAAAUACACCUGGUACAAGAAGAAUGUUACCCAACCAAAAGCGUCAGGGCAGAGUUAUAGCAUCACUAACAUCAGCUCUGAGGACAGUGGAGAAUACUACUGUGAGGCUGAGAAUACAAUUGGAGCCCAGAUAUCUACACCUCAAUUGAUCAUGGUAGCCGGUAAGAUGUGUUUUUAUUUUAAAUUUCAAGUUACACUAUCAGAUAACAUUCAUAUCAUUCUUUAUGCUUUAGGGAAACAAGCUUCUGUGAAGAAUGCAUCUAUAGGAAUCAUAGUGGUGGUUCUGGUUCUCAUCCUCUGUCUCUCUGUCCUUAUGUGGUUCAGGAAGAAGGCCUCCAAAUCCACCUCCGACACAAGAGACAGAAGAGACACAGUAGAGAAUGGACAGGGAGACUCUAGUCCCGUGUAUGACAACAUCUCAGGCAUGGCCAUGACCCAUACUGCAGCACCGACAGUGGACACAGACAACCAGGAUAACGUUCACUGCGCCAGCACCCAACACAGAAACCAGGAAGUGCCUGAAUACUCCACUGCCCAACCGUCUCAACCCCAGAAACAGGAGGAGGAUGUCCAGUACGCUGCUGUGAAAGUUAACCACACCAGUACUGUUGACAUGCCAGUAGAGACCACUGUGGUACAGAACACUGGAAACACCAGGUUUUAGUGUAGCUGGUGAAAAAGUAAAGAGAAAGUAAAGAGAAAUAAGCCAAUUGUUAUGGACGAAUUGUAGGGAUAUUUUCCAACUAUUCUUCUUGUAUAAUAUGUUUGCUCCAAAAAUGCAUUUAUUGUAAAGACCUUCACUGACGUUUUGGUUGUCAGGAAGAGGCCUCAUGAAGACAGGACGUCAGCUCUGCAUCCCAAUUUAAGUCCCUCAGUACUUCUAGUUGGUGUCAACCACAGACAUCACAUUAUUCUGUUUCACACUGUCAGUAGGUCCCCUUCCACACCUGGUAACAUUCAUUUACUACAUCACUACACCCUGGUUACAACUCCACCUCCAUACCUGGUGACAUUAAUUUACUACAUCACUAUACCCUGGUUACACCUCCACCUCCACACAUGGUGACAUUAAUUUACUACAUGCACUAUACCCUGGUUACACCCUCACCUCCACACACGGUGACAUUAAUUUACUACAUCACUACACCCUGGUUACACCUCCACCCUCCACAUGGUGACAUUAAUUUACUACAUCACUACACCCUGGUCACACUCCACACCUGGUGACAUUAUUUACUACAUCACUAACCCUGGUUACACCUCCACCUCCACACCUGUGACAUUAAUUUACUACAUCACUACACCCUGGUUACACCUCCACUCCACACAUGGUGACAU